AUGGGCUACCUCUCUUGGACACCUGGACAUAGCAACCGCAGUUAUGACCAUGUCAAGCUUUGCUCCGCGCCAAGACAAGGCCACCUUGAUCGAGCAAAGCGAAUCUGUGGCUACCUUCUGAAGAUGAAAAAUGCAGCCAUUAGAUUCCGAACCGGGCUACCAGACUACAGUGAUGUAACUGAGCCAGUCUAUGACUGGGCAGACUCAGUAUAUGGCUGUCCUACCGAACAGAUCCCUACUGAUGCACCAACACCGUUGGGCAAAUCAGUGAUCUUGACUCACUACAUGGACGCCAACCUAUUCCACUGCAUGUUGACUGGUAGAUCCGUAACAGGUAUUCUACAUAUGAUUAAUGGAACACCUAUUGAUGCUAUUUCGAAGAAGCAAGCUACCUUGGAGACUGCCACAUACGGCUCCGAAUUUGUCACAGCCCAUACCUGUGUGGAACAAAUCAUGGACCUACAGUUCACACUGAGAUACCUUGGUGUUCCUAUUCAGGGACGUAGCUACAUGUUUGGAGAUAAUGAGUCUGUUGUUAACAGCUCAUCUCGACCAGAUGCAAAAUUGCACAAACGACAUGUCGCGUUGUCGUUUCAUCGUGUUAGAGAGACUGUAGGAUCCAACAUGCUUUCCUUUCUACACAUCGAUGGUGUUCACAAAACCCGGCUGAUACCCUAA
This is a messenger RNA of Cylindrotheca closterium, 678 nucleotides long. The record is from the annotation of a GenBank genome assembly. NCBI's taxonomy places the organism in Eukaryota, Bacillariophyta, Bacillariophyceae, Bacillariales, Bacillariaceae.